AGAUUAUAUCUGCAUAAUAAUUCAAUCAUCGAUCACUGUCAUUGGAGCUAUAUAUGGCCUUGAAAACGUUUCUUCUCAUUACCCUUUCGGUUGCUGUUAUGGCCACCAUAAGAACUGGGGCUCAGUUUGGAGAUAUAAACACCCUUCUUGGUCUUAUCCGCAUCCAAGGGACAGUAUACUGCUCCAUGAAUGAUACUAUGAGUAACAUUGCCUCUUCACCCCCUUUUAGUAAUGCUGUGGUGCAAUUGAAGUGUGGAGAAAAUGUGAUUAGUAGCACAACGACAAAUGGGUCUGGACAUUUUUCAGCUACGUUAGAUCCUUUUAAUUUUAUUGUUUCUUCAUUAUUGAACAGUUGUAAUCUGAAAGUUGCGACUCCGCUAUCAAGCUGCGACUCCGCUCUACCGUCUGCCGGCGGUCUACUGUCAGCUUUACAGUUCAUCGGAAACACUUUUGUAGGACAAACAAAUAUAGGACAAAUGAACAUUAUUCCUGCAGGAUUUCAAUUUGUGCCAUCCCAUUAAAUAGACACGCAAUACUUUAUUAUAUGAAUAAGAUCAGUUUGGUUAAUUUGAA
Messenger RNA from Jatropha curcas, 573 nucleotides. RefSeq names its product phylloplanin. NCBI's taxonomy places the organism in Eukaryota, Viridiplantae, Streptophyta, Magnoliopsida, Malpighiales, Euphorbiaceae. The record is from RefSeq and is a predicted model, not a curated record.